Momordica charantia (bitter melon) is the source of this 1889-nucleotide messenger RNA. Its product is annotated as GTP-binding protein, HflX. Gene Ontology annotation, cellular component: cytoplasm. NCBI's taxonomy places the organism in Eukaryota, Viridiplantae, Streptophyta, Magnoliopsida, Cucurbitales, Cucurbitaceae. Gene Ontology annotation, molecular function: ribosome binding; GTP binding. The record is from RefSeq and is a predicted model, not a curated record.
UUUUUGUUCAGAGCCCGCGAGCAUAUCCUAUCGAUGACGAGCGCUUCUCUUGCCAGUUUUUCCCCCCGCCCUCCUUCAAUCCGGGAAACCUGUUUUUCAUGCACUCCUUCGAACCUGAAUCGCCAGUUUUUCCCCUUCAUCCUACAAAACGAUUCGAGAAGUUCUCUCAGAACCAUUGGCAGUGCUUUUCAACAAGGGCCUGCCGUUGUGCCCUCUGAUGACCUCCCUCUCUACGGUGCUUUUGUCAAGCCUAUCCAGGAAGUAGAGGGAAACGAAGAUGUUGACGAGCUUAUCGAUGGCGUCUCCAGCACUGAACCAGAGCCUAAAUCACAGUUAUCGAGUAGGGUUAAAAAAAAGGUAGAAGAUGGGGACAGCCUCGAGGAUAGGUUUAAGCUGCGAAAUGGAAGGGAGGUUUUUGAAGAGAAGGCCUAUCUUGUUGGCGUAGAGCGGAAAGGAGAUGUUGACCAACUUUUUAGCAUAGAUGAAUCUCUGAAAGAACUAGCACAGUUAGCCGAUACAGCUGGACUAAUGGUCGUUGGUUCAACAUAUCAAAAGCUAGCUUCUCCAAACCCUAGGACUUACAUAGGAUCCGGCAAAGUUGCAGAAAUCAAAAGUGCAAUUCAUGCGUUGGGUAUAGAGACUGUGAUAUUUGAUGAUGAGCUUUCCGCCGGGCAAUUGCGGAACUUGGAAAAAUCAUUCGGUGGAGAUGUUAGAGUUUGUGAUCGUACUGCCCUAAUCCUGGAUAUCUUCAAUCAGAGAGCAGCAACACACGAGGCAUCUCUACAGGUGGCAUUGGCACAAAUGGAAUACCAGUUACCACGACUUACAAAGAUGUGGACUCAUCUUGAGCGUCAAGCAGGAGGACAGGUGAAAGGUAUGGGUGAGAAACAAAUUGAAGUGGAUAAGCGUAUCUUACGAACACAAAUUGGUGUUCUCCGGAAGGAAUUAGAGUCUGUUAGGAUGCAUCGAAAACAGUACAGAAACCGACGCAUUUCUGUACCUGUCCCAGUAGUUUCUCUGGUUGGAUACACAAAUGCUGGAAAGAGCACGCUCUUGAAUCAAUUGACUGGAGCUGAAGUUCUUGCGGAGGAUCGAUUGUUUGCAACCCUUGAUCCAACUACAAGAAGAGUUCAGAUGAAGAAUGGGAACGAGUUUCUCCUUGCAGAUACUGUUGGUUUCAUCCAAAAGUUACCAACUAUGCUGGUUGCUGCAUUCAGAGCAACAUUAGAGGAGAUAUCAGAAUCGUCAUUGCUGGUUCACGUGGUGGACAUCAGCCAUCCGCUGGCUGAGCAACAGAUAGAAGCUGUGGACAAAGUUCUUUCAGAACUGGAUGUUUCAUCAAUUCCCAAGUUGAUGGUAUGGAACAAGGUUGACAAGGUUGAUGAUCCUGAACUUGUUAGACUGGAAGCGGAGAAGAGAGGAGAUGUUGUUUGUGUAUCUGCGUUGAGUGGUGAUGGUCUGGACAAAUUCUGUGAUGCAGUUCAGGGAAAAUUGAAGGACUCAAUGGUUUGGGUGGAAGCCUUGAUCCCAUUUGAUAGAGGUGAGCUCCUGAGCACUGUGCAUCAGGUUGGAGUGGUGGAGAAAACUGAAUAUACAGAGAAUGGGACAUUGGUGCAGGCAUACGUCCCCCUUAGGUUUUCAAGGCUGCUUACACCUAUGAGGCAACUGUGUAUAUCCUGAACUCAGUUUUCCCCAUUUUAUCAUUUCGACUUUUACUAUCCAUUUCUAUUGCACUAUUCAUAUGACAGGGGAAGGGACUCCUGUUUGUUGUAAUUGUGUAAAAGCAAGGAAUCACCCAACCAUGGGAUUGUAAAUAAAUUAUGUUCUGAAUUGUUGAAAUUAUGAUGUGGAAAGAAGUUACACGGGCAUUGGAACGUCCUCUUUUGCUA